Messenger RNA from Seriola dumerili (greater amberjack), 6681 nucleotides. RefSeq names its product tubulin gamma complex associated protein 6 (gene tubgcp6). Gene Ontology annotation, molecular function: microtubule minus-end binding; gamma-tubulin binding. The coding region runs from base 289 to 6249 and encodes 1986 amino acids. The record is from RefSeq and is a predicted model, not a curated record. Gene Ontology annotation, cellular component: centrosome; gamma-tubulin complex; equatorial microtubule organizing center. The transcript is spliced from 25 exons. Gene Ontology annotation, biological process: cytoplasmic microtubule organization; microtubule nucleation; mitotic cell cycle. NCBI's taxonomy places the organism in Eukaryota, Metazoa, Chordata, Actinopteri, Carangiformes, Carangidae.
GCUAGCCUUUAGCUAGUGAUGACAACAUCACUGCAUAUUAGCUGGCACUAAUAUGAUGGGACAAGAAACAACGAGAUAAUAAGGACACUCUUGGAGCUGCUUAAAGUGUCCACUCACUGGUUUCUGUAUGCUUGGCACAUAAACCAAACAGGAUCCAGGAGUAGCUCGCUAAUAACAACCGUUAGCAUGCACGGGAAGGAGUCGCCUGGGCUGGAUGCAAGACUGGAACUGUCACCUCAAUGAACUGAUAACACACCAUCUCGAGAGGACUGAGGCAACAGUAGGACCAUGUACUCGAGCCCUAAUAACACCAUGAAGUCCAGCUGCAGCAGCAGCAGCAGCAGCAUCACUGAGUUGCUGGGUGCCCUGUGUGACUGCAGCCUGUCUGGUGUGUCAUGGAAGCGCAGAGCCCUGGGUGGAGUCUCAAGAGAAGGUUUCCGCAGAGCUCUCAAGAAGCGUGCAUACGGUGCCCUACUGUCCAAACUAUUUCAAGAUGGCACCAAGGGGUCAGCCUCAGGACCGAGUACCUCAGCUAGUACGCCGCCCAGAAACAAGGUCCUGAUGAUUUGUUUUGACUUGCGGGUGGCAGGGUGCAGAGAGGAAGCAGAGAGGUUGGAGGAGCAGCUGGAGAGGCUGCCGGAGGGAGCAUCCUCUUGCCUCAAGGAAGUAGACGCAGUCCUUGAGCUGCUUGUGCACCUAGCUGGUUCAGCACCUCCACCCCCUACCUCUUUCAGCAGGGACUACAUGAGACGAGAGCGGCCCGUGCUGCGGAGGCCACGACCUUGGGGCUACCAGAGUGAGGAGCUGCAAAGACUAGAGGCCCGGGCGUGGGGGCUAGUGUGUGGGGAGGAAUGGGGGACUUUGGAGAGUUUGUGUGGAACUCAGAGGUUGAUGGAUGCCCCUCCUGGUACAGGGCUGCUGGCUCUGAGAACUAAAAUGGAGGCUGAAGAAAGGUUUGAGAAGGACACCAGGAUGACACUGUUUGGAGCGCUGCAGCACACUCGCACUUCAGACAUGGACAUAAGACUGGACCUGCCUCCUAUUCCUAGUAAUAUUGAUGUAACUGGGCUGGCUAUCAGGGUGCCCCCCUGUUUAGAUCAGUCUGAAGAUGAGGGCUUCCAGUCGGCCUCCAACCUGACCCCAGACUCUCAGUCAGAGCCCAGCUCCAUUCCAGAUGUUGAUAUAUGGGAGGCUGUCCGCAAUUUUGAGCCCGGAAGACGCCGAUGUUGGGAGUCUGUUGGCUGCCCACCAGUGAAAAGGGAGUCUCUCUACCUAACAGAGAGAGGCAGGGAGGCCUUCGACCAGCUCUAUCGUCUAUGGGAGGGGGAGAUGAGGGUGGUGAGCACUAGUACACCUUCUCCUAUCCUCCCUCUGCCCCUGGACUCUCAGACACAACUGGUAUCUGACCUCCUCAACGCCCUGAUCGGAGUGGCGUCCACAACCUUCCCUCUUAACCAGAGUGUUCAGUUUGACGUCAGGCCUGGUGUGUGCGUGUCAGGAGCCUCUCCAGAGAGCGUGUCUCGUCUCCUGGGGGAGCUGGCCCAGUACGGCACCUACUACUUGAGGCUGAGUCGCUUUUCUCUGCAGAGUGCUGACAAGAAGGGCCUAGUCUUCCAGGCUUUUACAGGUGGUCUGAGGAAGUAUCUGCAUUACUACAGAGCUUGUGUUCUCAGCACUCCACCCACCCUUAGCCUGUUGACUAUCGGCUUCCUCUUUCGCAAAGUAGGCCGCCAACUCAGGUACCUGUCAGAACUGUGCUGUGUAGAUGGGCCUUUGGGUGCAGGCCAGGCUACCUUCCCUGUGGGUGUUAAACUGCUGUCCUACCUGUACAAUGAAGCACAGAAUAACUGCAGCAACGAGAACUACCCGGUCCUGCUGUCACUGCUGAAGAGCAGCUGCGAACCUUAUACACGGUUUGUGUCUGACUGGGUGUACAGUGGUGUGUUUCGCGAUGUUUAUGGAGAAUUCAUGAUCCAGGUCAAUGAGGAGUACCUUAGUUUCAGAGACAAACACUUCUGGGUUCAAGGCUACACUCUGAUCUCAAAGGAUGUGGAGGAUUGUGUUCCCAUCUUCCUGAGACACAUCGCCAAUGAUGUGUAUGUCUGUGGAAAGACCAUCAACCUCCUCAAGAUCUGCUGCCCACAGCACUAUAUCUGCUGGUCGGAGCUGCCGGUGCCUCGCAUAGCUGUCACCUUCUCCCUCCAGGAGGUGGAGGAGAUUGAGAGGGACUGUGCGGUAUACCGCGGACGCAUGGAGAGGAUUGCUAAACACAGUGCCAUCAGCAGGGAGGAGCAGGCCCUGCGUACAGAGCAGGCACGCCAGGAGCUGAUCAAUCAGGUCAGAGAGUCAGCAGCCAAAACCCUGGAGAGCAUCCGCGGGCGCCAGGUGUCACAGCGUCUGGCUGAAGAGGCCAAGAAGAGGGAGCGAUUUGAGGAGCUGAAACAGCACCUGGAGCAGGAGCAAGAGUGGCGAAGUGCAGCCAAGAAAAGGCAGGAGGAAGAUGACUUCAGCUUUGCCAGAGAGCUGAGGGAUAGAGAGAAAAGACUACAAGCCCUGGAGGAGCAGCUGGAGCAGAGAGCCAGGAAGGAGCUGAUUGCCCAAUAUAGCCGUCUGUCAGAGGAAGCAGCCCGCAGAGAGAGAAGGGCCAUGUGGAGGGUGCAGCGAAUGAGACUUGAUGAAGCCCGUGCUCAGUUCUUCAUCCAUGACAGGCAGAACAUUCAGGCAAUGCUCGAGAAAUAUCCCUUAGGCCAGGGGAGACCUCCUGUGGAAGUGUUGCGACCUGUUCCCCCAACACAACAGACUGUAGCACAACCAACACUGGAAUCUCCCAUUCUGGAGCCGUCUGAGCAGCAGCCAACUGACACCCAAGAAUCUGAUGCCGUAUCAUCACCGCCACUUGACCCAACUUCAUCCACCCUCACCCCCCUUACAGCAGACCCUGCCCUCAUCUCUGAAGACAUUGAUAUCAAUGAUUUUUUCCCCAAGUCACCAAAUCCUGACAGUCAGCAAGUGGAUGUGGCCCUACAGGAGAUUGGGUCUGAUUUACCUGAGGUGUGCCCUACAGCAAAACUAGUUGACUAUGACUUCAGUGCCCCCUUUAGUCCACUUGAAGGUAUCACUGCACAAGCCUCAGUUCAGCCCCGGCCUCGCUGGGGACCCGCAGUCCAGCCUGACUUGAUCCAAAACCAUCCCUCUUUCUCUCACAUCCCCAUAGGAGAGAACAUGUCUCAAGUCCAAGAGAAUGUCCCCAAAGCUAACCCCUUCGGUCAAGCCUCCAAAUCCAGCUUUCCUCUUGGCCAGUAUACCCCAGAGGAGCUCCAAAAUGCAUCUAAAGCCAGUGUUUAUGGACAUACCUCUCAAGCAUCAGCACAGCCAGUAGAUGGGAGUGAGCAAACCACAGACAACAAGCAAGAAGUAGUAGCACCUAUGGCAGAACAGGAGACUGAAAUGGGGAUUUCGGAAAGUAAAGUAGAGGUAAAAGAAGAUGAGCAUGCAUCUACAAAAGAGGAUGAUGUGGUUGCUACUGCCCCCUCCACCACACCAGGACGAGGCUUUCCAAAUGGUGACCACAAACUAGUGGCACGUGUCUCUGACUGUGGUGGGGUUAAAUUGCUUGAGGCAAACACUCAGCACCAUAGCUCAGAUGCUCAAGAUAACGCAUAUGAAAAUAUUUCUUUGCCAGACAUUCAUGCUCAUGUCUCCAGUACACACCUAAAGGUUGGAGAGCUGGUUUCAGAUGUUGCUGACCCUCAGCCAUCACCCAGCAUCCAUGGUCACUCCUCUGAUGCUCACAUAAAGGUUGGACAGUUUGUAUCAGAGGCGACUGCGUCUCUUCCGUCUCCUGACAUCCGUUGUCACGCCUCAGAUUCCCACAUCAAGAUUGGAGAACAUGUUUCAGAAGUUGAUGCUCCCCUACCUUCCUCUAGUGUUCACGGUCACUCUUCUGACACUCACAUUAAAGUUGGGAAAAAUGUUUCAGAAUUUGUCGCUCCUCUUCCUCCUCCGAACGUUCAUGGUCAUGCCUCAAAUGCCCACAUCAAAGUUGGGGAGCUCGUUCCAAAUGAAAUUGCCCCUCUGCCCUCCCCUAAUGUUCAUGGUCACAGUUCAGAUGCUCGUAUCAAGGUUGGCGAAAAUGUUUCAGAAGUUGUUGUACCACUCCCUACUCCUAGCAUCCAUGGUCACUCCUCUGAUGCUAAUAUAAAAGUGGGCGAGUUUGUGUCCAACAUAUCUGAAGCAAGACCUCGUUGGAGUAAGCACGGGCACACCUCGGAUUGCCAGCUUCAAGCAGGCUGUGUGGUAUUAGGAGCUGAACCAACCUUGUCCUCUUUACCUGGAAGUUCCCAUGGUCACUCCUCAGACUCCACGUUAGGUGUUGGAUGCGUAGUUUCAGGAGAUGAACCCAAACGUUCUCCUCUACCUGGAAGUUCCCAUGGUCACUCCUCAGACUCCACGUUAGGUGUUGGAUGCGUAGUUUCAGGAGAUGAACCCAAACGUUCUCCUCUACCUGGCAGUGACCAUGGUCACUCCUCAGACUCAAUGUUACGUGUUGGAUGUGUAGUUUCAGGAGAUGAACCCAAACGUUCUCCUCUACCGGGCAGUGACCAUGGUCACUCCUCAGAAUCAAUGUUACGUGUUGGAUGUGUAGUUUCAGGAGAUGAACCCAAACGUUCUCCUCUACCUGGCAGUGCCCAUGGUCAUUCUUCAGACUCAAGUUUAGGCAUCGGAUGUGUUGUGUCCCAAACUGGACCACUUCCAUCGCCACUACCAGGCAGCGCCUACGGCCACUCCUCUGAUUCGACUCUGGGUGUAGGUUGUGUGGUGUUGGGGACACAGCCGCAACCCUCUGCACUCCCAGGCAGUGUGUAUGGCCACUCUUCAGAUUCUUCACUUGGAGUUGGAUGUGUGGUGAAGAGCAAAGAGAAAACGGAGGAAAAUGAAGAUAAUAAAGGUUCCAAGUCAGAGAGCCCUGGUGAGCAGCUGGCUGAGGGCUUGGGGUCCUGGGCAGCUAGCUAUGGUUUGUCCCCUGGAGAAAAGUCUGAGCAGGAAUACCUCUUGGCUUUGUCUGCUCAGUACCAGGUGGAACACUAUGAAGACUACUACAGCUUAAUGGCUUCGUCCCCCGAGUGUCAGCUGCUGAAGCAAGUAACUCGGGGCCCCUGGGGUCUUCCUAUGGACCCCACACUUCGCAGAGCUACAGACACCACUGCAGUCCAACUCAGCGAGAUGGUUUCCCUGCCAGUUCUGAUAAAACACUCUGUCACUACCCCGCUCAUCACACAUGUAUCUUUGGUGAACAAGGCAGUGGUGGACUAUUUCUUUGUGGAGCUGGGAGUGGAAAGACACUUUGAGGCACUGCGCCACUUCCUGCUGAUGGAGGAUGGCGAGUUCGCACAGUCCCUCAGUGAUCUGCUCUUUGAAAAGAUGGGCAGUGGGCAGACUCCCGGUGAGCUGCUGACACCGUUGGUCCUAAACUCCAUCCUCAGUAAGGCCCUGCAGUACAGCUUACAUGGGGACACACCCUUGGCUGGCAACUUCACAUUCGCCCUUCGCUAUCUCCCUGAGACCUUUCACCCACACGCCCCAGACUCUCUCAACUGUCUGGAGCUGCGCUACAAGGUGGAAUGGCCGUUGAACAUCAUCAUCACGGACAGCUGCAUGAACAAGUACAACCGUCUGUUCUCGUUCCUGCUGCAGCUCAAACACAUGGUGUGGAGCCUCCGCGAUGUUUGGUUCCACCUCAAGAGAACAGCGCUGGUGAAGGGCGCAGGUCGCUCGGUGCAGUUUCGUCAGCUGCAGCUAUACAGACAUGAGAUGCAGCAUUUUGUCAAGGUGAUACAGGGCUACAUCGCAAACCAGAUCCUGCAAGUGUCCUGGAGCGAGUUCACAGCCAAACUGGCCACUGCCAGCGACCUGGACGCCAUCCACCGCACACAUGCAGACUACCUCAACAGAGCCAUCUUCAGAGGUUUGCUGACGGAGAAAGCGGCUCCGGUCAUGAACAUCAUCCACAGCAUCUUCAGCCUGAUCCUCAAGUUUCGGGCCCAGCUGAUCGCACAGCCCUGGGACAGCCAGCAGGGGGAGGCAGUGCACCCCAGCUUCAUUGCAAUGCAGCAAUCAUACAACACCUUUAAGUAUUAUUCUCACUUCCUCUUCAAAGUGGUGACCAAGCUGGUAAACCGGGGCUACCAGCCUCAUCUCGAGGAUUUCCUCCUCCGCAUUAACUUCAACAACUACUACAAAGACUCCUGAGCUGAUUGUUGCUGUAUGUGUAAGUUGUACACAAGCUUAAUGUCACAAUUUCACAUAAGAAGUGCUCUUUGUUAAAUAUACACCAUUGUGUACUAUGAGUGUUCACAUUUUAAGAAUCCCUUGUAAGACAAAAUACAGAUAAUCAAACAUACGUAAUAAAUUAAGUUCAUUUCAAUGUGCAAAAUACAUUUAAAAACCCAACUGCACUGUAUAUUAGGGCAUGAAUUUGGCAAUCAAUCCACAUCAAUGUGCGGGAUUUGAACUACAUGCCUGUGUGCUUGAAUAAAUUAGACUGCUUCUGAAGUUUGUAUGCUGCCAAAGGUUGUAAUUGAGAUGAAGUUAAUGCCUACUGAAAUGCCUCUCGUGCUCAGGUGCGUCUCCAGCUGUGUAGAUUUUAAGUGCAUAUAAAUGAAAUGUCAAUGAUAUGUAAAU